This is a messenger RNA of Pseudophryne corroboree (corroboree frog), 1155 nucleotides long. Its product is annotated as gastrula zinc finger protein XlCGF17.1-like. Gene Ontology annotation, cellular component: nucleoplasm. The transcript has 2 exons. Gene Ontology annotation, molecular function: DNA-binding transcription repressor activity, RNA polymerase II-specific; RNA polymerase II cis-regulatory region sequence-specific DNA binding. The record is from RefSeq and is a predicted model, not a curated record. Lineage: Eukaryota; Metazoa; Chordata; Amphibia; Anura; Myobatrachidae. The coding region runs from base 28 to 1155 and encodes 375 amino acids. Gene Ontology annotation, biological process: regulation of transcription by RNA polymerase II.
GAUAUAGAGGGAGAAGAGACGUAUGUGAUGGGUGAUCAGCAGUGUAAGGAGGAGGAAAUCCCUACAGGUAUCUGCACAGCAGAUGGAUGUAACAGAAGAGAUAGAUGGAAGGAGCAUCUCCCUUUAUCUCCAGUCUGUAACAUAGAAGAUAACACCAGAAGAGAGUCUUCAGUCGAAAUCCCUAUUACCUCAGAUGUAUAUCCAGGUCUUCACAUCACAGAUAUGUCAUCAGAUCCCACUUAUCAUAAAUGUUCUGAUAGAGUAGAUACCAAAAGUUUUACACAGGACACAAAGCUUAUAACCCAUCAGCCAGCUAAGACAUUUCCAUGUUCUGAGUGUGGGAAAUGUUUUAGAUACAAAUCAUAUCUUGUUAUACAUCAGAGAAGGCACACAGGUGAAAAGCCAUUUCCAUGUUCUGAGUGUGGGAAAUGGUUUACACACAAAUCAACUCUUAUUUUACAUAUGAAAAUUCACACAGGUGAGAAGCCAUAUUCAUGUUCUGAGUGUUGGAAAUGUUUUAUGAAGAAAUCAAAACUUGUUAUACAUAACAGAUGUCACACAGGUGAGAAGCCAUUUCCAUGUUCUGAGUGCGGUAAAUGUUUUACGCAGAAAUCACAUCUUGUUAGUCAUGAGAGAAGUCACACAGGUGAGAAGCCAUUUCAAUGUUCAGAGUGUGGGAAAUGUUUUACACAGGAAUCAAACCUUGUUGUCCAUGAGAGAAGUCACACACGUGAGAAGCCAUUUCCAUGUUCUGAGUGUGGGAAUUUUUUCAUGCAGAAAUCAGAUCUUGUUAUACAUCAGAGAAGUCACACAGGUGAGAAACCUUAUUCAUGUUCUGAGUGUGGGAAAUGUUUUACACGGAAAUCACAUCUAGUUCUACAUCAGAAAACUCACACAGGUGAGAAGCCUUAUUCGUGUUCUAAGUGUGGGAAAUAUUUUAAGCAGAAAUCAGAGCUUGUUAUACAUCAGAGAAUUCACACAGGUGAGAAGCCAUUUCCAUUUCUGAGUGUGGGAAAUGUUUUAGACAGAAAUCGCAUCUUGUCAGACAUCAGAGAACUCACAGAUGAGAAUCCAUUUCUUUGUUUUGAGUUAGCAAAUGAUACAAAUCAGAUCUUGUUAUGCAUUAACUUAUUCAGUAUUCAUUAUUGUAUCUAA